AUGGGAAAUGGCGGAGCGGGGGUUUGCAGGUUAGAAGGCGGAGGGGGAUGGGCAAGAGGGUUACAUACACGGGGGGAAGAGGUCCGGGAAGGGGUGUGGGGAGAUGAUGGGGACUAUGUGGAGUUGUUGGAAACGGAUGAGGAGGAGGAGGAGGAUGAUGAGGAGGAUGAUGAGGAGGAUGAUGAGGAUGAAGAGGAUGCUUGGGAAGUGACACUGACAGUGGGGGAGAACAGAGGAUGUGAUAGUCAAGUGCGUGAUUCUAAGGAAUUACUUUCUGAGAGUGGGGAGGAGAGGAAAAUGGGUUCAGGGCAAGCAAGGGAGGAGGAGGACAAAGAGGGAGAGAGGGGGGCAGGUAAGGUGAAGGAGGGAAAGGAAAGAGGAAAGGAGGAGAGGGAGGAGAAGUUGGAGAAAAAGGAGAGGAGGAAAGGGGGCCAUGAGACGUACUACACAUGCGACAUGUUGAAUCAUGCAAGGCAGCAUCAUGGGGGGGAGGGGAGGAGUGGGGACAUGAUAAAGCAUACAAGGAAGCAGCAAUGGGGAGAAGGGGGGAGUGGGGAGAAGCUGCUGCAUUCAAGGAAGCAGCAUUGCCAGGAAGAGGAGAGUGGGGACAUGGUGCAGCAUGCAAGGAAGCAGCAUUGCGACGAAGCAAGGACGGGGGAAGAGGGAAGGCGAGGGGAGGAGAGGGAUGAAGAGGGAAGGAGGAGGGAGGAGGGGGAGGAGGAGGGGAGGAGGGAGGAGGAGAGGGACGAAGUGGAGGGAGAGAAGGGGGAGGAAAGGAACGACAAGGCUUCCAGAGAGGAAGAGGUUCAUGGAGGGGAGAAGGACGCGGUUCAUGGAGGGGAGAAGGACGCGGUUCAUGGAGGGGAGAAGGACGCGGGAGUUUUGCGGAGGGAAGAGGGAAGGAGGGGGAACUGGAGGGAUCAAGAGGAGGGACCCCGUCCCCUUCCUUCCAGGGAGGGGAGCGUGGGAAGGGCAAUGAGACAGCUUCGAGGGGAGGGCAAUGCGCUUGGAGGAAGGAGGGGGAGAGAGGAGAGAGGGGGGCAGCCGUGGGACAGCAUGAGAAGGGUAGUGAUGCCUCUUCAAUUGGAGGGCAGCGUGGGAGAGGCAGUGAGGCAGCGGCAAGGAGAGUGCAGCGCGGUUGGAAGAGGGACGGGGAGAGAGGAAGGAGGAGUGCAACCCUGUCUUGGAAAUGAGGGCUGUCUGGGGAAGUCUGUGGUGCAGAUGCAAGGGGAGGGCAGGAGUUGCAACCCAACUGUAACUGCAGCUGGAGGAAGGGGGGGGACAGGGGUGGGUGCAACAACCCAAUCCUUGCCUGUAAAGGAGGGCAACAGCAAGGGAAGGGCAGCAGUGCAGUUGCAAGGGGAAGGCAAAAAUAGUGGCAGAGGGAGGAGAGAAGAGGUAGAAGUAACUCAAUCUCUGCUUGGCAAUACCGGCAGCAUAAGAAGGGUUGUGAUGCCGUUGCAAGGGGAGGGCAGCGUGAAAGAGGCAGUGAGGCAGCAGCAAGAGGAGGGUAGCGCUGCUGGAGGAGGGAGGGGGAGAGAGGAAGGAGCAGCGGAAUCCCUGCUUGGCAAGAAGGGCAGCAUGGGAAGGGUGGUGGUGCCGCUGCAAGGGGAGGGCAACGAAGGCGGAGGAGGGACGGCAUACGGAGAAGAGGAGGGAGCUGUUGCUGUGUGGAUGCAAGAGGGAUCAGAAGAGGGAUCAGAGGAGGGAGAAGAGGAGGGGGACGAGGACGAACCACCCUUUCCCGUGCGUUUCAAGGGAGAGGGAAGCAUGGGGAGCUGGAGGGUGAAUGAGUGGGAGAGAGAGGAGGAGGAUGCGAGUGAUGUGGAUGGUGGAGGCGAGAAGGAGGGUGAUUUUGUGAGUGGGGAAGAGGGAAGGAAGGGGGAGGAGAGGGGCGAAGAGAGAAGAAGUGGGGAGGGGAGGGACGAGGAGGGAAGGGAGGGAGAUGAGAGGGACGAUGAGGGAAAGAGGGAGGAGGAGAGGGGGGACGAGCGAAGGAGUGGUAAGGAGAGGAACGGGGAGGGAAGGACGGAGGAGGAGAGGGACGAAGAGGGAAGGAGGGAAGAGAAGAGAGAAGGUGAGAGAAGGAGGAGGAAGGAAAGAAGCGAAGAGGGAAUGAGGGAGGAUUGGAGGGGGGAGGAGGAAAGGAGGGGAGCAGCGCAAGAGGAAGGAGCAACGCAAUCUCCUCCUGGAAAUGAGGGCAGUGUGGGGAAGCCAGUGGCGUUAAUGUUGACAGAGCAGGGAUCUCCGUACCAAUCCUUGCCUGCGGAAGAGGGCAACACGGGAAGGGCAAUGCUGCCACUUCGUGGGGAGGGCAGCGAUGGUGGAGAAGGGGGAAAGGAGGGAGAAGGGCAAGAAGCACCGUCCCCAGCCUUGCCUGCGAAUGAGGGCAACAUGGGAAGGGCAGUGGCGCAUCUUCAAGGGGAGGGCAGCGAUGGUGGAGAAGGGUGGGCUGUGGGAGGCGAGGAGGAAGAUGAGUGGGAAGAGGCGGGAGCGGCCUUUUCAGUCCGUCACAAGGGUGGGGAGUGUGUGAGGAGCUGGAGGGUGUUUGGUCGGGAGGGAGAGGAGGAGGACGCGAGUGACGUGGACGGUGGAGGUGGAGUGGGGAGUGGGGAGGAAGGAGGGGAAGAUGGGGAGAUGGGGGACUGUUGGCGGUUUGUGGAAGAAGGGGCGGAAGGGAGGGGAGGCAGGGGGUAUUGGAGGGGACAGGAAGUGGGAGGAGGAGAAGCAGAGGAAGGGGAGGGUAGGGGAGAUGGAAGAGGGGAAGGGUAUAGGGCAGAAGAAGGGGACGGAGGGGUGAGGGAAGAGGAAGGAGAAAGGGAGAGGGAGAAGGAAAGUGAAGGGGAGGGGGAUGAAAAUGGAGGGGAGAGGGAAGAGGAAGGGGGUUUAUGGGAGAAAGGAGAGGGAGGAGAAUGGGUAGAGAGGGAAAGAGAGGGCAUGGAUGGAAGGGAGGAGGAAGAUUUGGCAGUUGAGCAAGAGGCGCAAACAGGCGUGCAGGAGGGGUGGAGGAGGAAGAGACAUGCUGCAACAAGAGGGGUUUGUUUGGAGUCAACUCGAUGCAUUCAUAAGCGGUGUUGGACGAGCAGCGAGCACGCAACAGCAAGUGAGGCUCGUGGAGGGGGAUUGCUUAGAACGGGAGGGGUGAUGAGAAAGAGAAUGCGUUUUGAAGGAAUCAUUGAGGGGGAGGGAGGUGGGUCCAGGGAACACCACCUGGAAAGUCACCUGAGGCAGCAGAUGAGAUACCUGGGCACGAAGGUGCAUCAUUUUGUGGGGAGGAAGGGAUGCCAGUUCAAGCUGAGGAAACACCUGAGACGGAAGGAGAUGCUUCUGAAAGAGGAAGAGAUUUACCUGAGGCAGAGGGAAGAACACGUAAAGGAGCAAAAAGAGCUUCUGAGGCAGCAGAACGAACACCUGAACGUUCAGGAAAACCACCUGAAGCGUAGGAGACAGCAGCUGGAGCUUCAGAUGAGACGCACAAGGUUGCGAAAGGAUCGUCUGGAUCGUUGCCUUGUGGGUCCGUAUGGUUUGAGAAGAGGGUUUGGGGUGAGUGGUGGGGAGGGAUGGAGGGUGGCGGAGGAUGGACGGAGAGGAAGAUGUUUUGCGGUGGGUGAUGGGGAAGAUGGAGGGAGAGGACUGGUGAACGGAGGGUCACGAGGGAGGGUGAUAAUGAGAGGGAGGAGUGGUUGGGGUGAAGGAUUGGAGUAG
Closterium sp. Naga37s-1 is the source of this 3705-nucleotide messenger RNA. The record is from the annotation of a GenBank genome assembly. NCBI's taxonomy places the organism in Eukaryota, Viridiplantae, Streptophyta, Zygnematophyceae, Desmidiales, Closteriaceae.